Messenger RNA from Maylandia zebra (zebra mbuna), 1074 nucleotides. Lineage: Eukaryota; Metazoa; Chordata; Actinopteri; Cichliformes; Cichlidae. The record is from RefSeq and is a predicted model, not a curated record.
AUGGCUGGGAUCAAGUGUGUCGUGUUUCUGUUGGUCCUGACUUUUCAGUGGACUUUUAUAAGAGGAGAUACUGAGGUGUCCUGCAUUUUCAUGGAGAGAUGCUUGUUGCCAUGCAGCUAUGAUGGCACUGCUGUAGUCAUCCACUGGCAUCAGGUAUCAGCAGGAGACCUUAAUGUCCACUCAUUCUACAAUAACCAAGACCAGCUCAAACUCCAGAGUGAGCGCUUCAGAGGCAGGACGUCACUGUUCAACGACCAGAUCUCCGCAGGAAACGCCUCACUGCAGCUGACAAAGGUGGAGGUUCGAGACGAAGGCAAAUACAAGUGCUACACCAGCACUGACGGAGAAAGUCAGAAAUCAUUCAUUAACCUUAAGAUACGUGCUCCUGUCCGCAAAGUCAACAUUCAGCAGGUAGGAAACAUCAUCACCUGCAGCUCAGAGGGGAUCUACCCUGAGCCUGAACUCGCCUGGUCCACCAGCUCUUCAUCCAACAGUACUUCUAACACCACCACCACAGUCCGGCAGACUGAACGGCUUCUUUACAACAUCAGCAGUUCUUUGAUUGUUUCAGACAGUGGGACCGAUCAAGACUACAGCUGCACCAUCAGCACUCACAGAAACAGAAAGAGAGCAACUUUAUUUAAACCAGCUUCUGUUUGGUCAAACACUGAAACAACAAUCCUCUGCCCUCCCUCUGACACUCCCUUCUCAUACCUCAUUUGGAGAUUCAACCACAGUCGGUCCAUUGUGACCAGGAGUGGGGCUGACAUCUCCUACACAGUCUAUGCAGGGUGGGAGCAGCACGUGAAGCAUGUCUCAGAGUCGGGCAGCCUCACAUUACAGGACCUUACUGCAGAUCAUGAGGGGAUAUACACCUGUGAACUCAGUGAUGCUGAGGAGACGAAAGUGUCUGAGAAUGAAAUAAGGAUGAUGCCGACAGACGGAGAAACAAAGAAGAAUGAUGGGACUCAGAAGUCAACCCAUCUAGGAGCCAUCGCUGCAGCGAGUCUUUGCUUUACAGCAUUAUUAUGCCUGAUACUGUACAGCUACUGUAGAAGUACAAAAAAACGGUAA